Messenger RNA from Lingula anatina, 897 nucleotides. RefSeq names its product phospholipase ABHD3-like. Lineage: Eukaryota; Metazoa; Brachiopoda; Lingulata; Lingulida; Lingulidae. Gene Ontology annotation, biological process: medium-chain fatty acid biosynthetic process; medium-chain fatty acid catabolic process. Gene Ontology annotation, molecular function: acetylesterase activity; monoacylglycerol lipase activity. The record is from RefSeq and is a predicted model, not a curated record.
AAGCCGAUCUUUGCCUGCAGAGAUGCCAAAUUCAGACGCUUUCUGCACAGAUAUGUGCCCGUUGUCAACGAGAAGUUUUGGCCAACGCUGUGGUGUUUUGAAGCCAGAAUUAUGACAAUUGUACGAGCUGUGAUACAGUCGGUGCCAGAAAUUACUUACACUAGUGAUAUUUUAACACUGCCAGAUGGGGGGCAAGUGAUUCUACAUUGGGAGGAAAAUGAGAACAGUAUUUAUAGUGACUCUAAAACAAGACCAACAGUUUUAUUACUGCCAGGACUUACAGGGUGCAGUCGACAGAGUUACAUUCUACAUCUUGUCAAACAAGCCAAAGACAAAGGAUACAGGUGUGUUGUGUUCAACAACAGAGGCAUUGGUGGCAAAAAAUUGUUGACGCCCAGGUCGUAUUGUGCAGCCAAUGUUGAAGAUUUGACCAAUGUGAUUAACCAUAUAAAGGGGAAAUAUCCUGAUGCACCCCUUAUAGCAGCUGGGAUAUCCAUGGGAGGAAUGCUUGUCUUCAACUACAUAGCCAAGAUGGGAAGAGACUGCCCCUUACUGGCAGGGAUGACCAUUUCUGUGGCCUUCAAUGUAUUCGAGUCCACAAAGAGCUUGGAGCAACCUCUCAAUCACCUGCUGUUCAACCGGACAUUGACCUCCAGUCUGAGAGAAGCCAUCAAGGAAAAUUUCCAAGUAUUAUCAGAAAAGUUUGAUUUGGAGCAUGUUUUGAAGAGCUCUACCAUUCGAGAAUUUGAUGACCGCUUGACGUCUAAGAUGUUUGGUUACAAAGAUUGGCAGGAGUAUUAUAAAGACGCUACCCUGCAUGACAAAUGCCACCAUAUUCAAGUGCCGCUGUUAUGUCUUAAUGCAGCCGAUGAUCCUUUUUCCCCUUUGUAUGACUAA